Cryptomeria japonica (Japanese cedar) is the source of this 636-nucleotide messenger RNA. Its product is annotated as probable E3 ubiquitin-protein ligase RHA4A. The transcript has a single exon. Bases 1 to 636 code for a protein of 211 amino acids. Lineage: Eukaryota; Viridiplantae; Streptophyta; Pinopsida; Cupressales; Cupressaceae. The record is from RefSeq and is a predicted model, not a curated record.
AUGGCCACGCCCUUUCACUGCAGAAGGUUCCUCAGCCUACCGCUAACUAUAAGGGAACGAGAGUCAUGGAUGAAAUGGCUCAUAAUUGUAUGGAUGAUCAUUGUAAUCGUUGUUCCCCUUAUCUUUUUCAAAUUUGUCAUCCAUAUUGGGCACCCCUUCUACUACAUAUUAUAUGCAGUAAUAGUUUUGGUGGUGACUCUCACUGUCUUCUUGAGGAGGGCGGUGGGGGCAGUGGAGGCGGAGGCGGAGGUGGCGGCCGCUUCAGCCAUGGCAACGGCUUCCACGUCAGCUUCGAGGCCGAGGCGGAGCGUUGAUGUGGCUAUGGAGGUAUUCGAUUACAGUAUCUCAAAAGAUGAGGUGGAAGAUGAUUGCGGACAGCUGUGCAUUAUUUGUCUUUGUGAUUAUGAAGAAGACGGACAGCCAGCGUUGUCGUUGCCAGUGUGUCGCCAUAAUUUCCACGUGGCAUGCAUUCAGAGGUGGUUGGAGUGUCACAAUAGAUGCCCCGUCUGCAGCACAACACCGGUUCCCUCGGAACCUGCUUCACAAACGAGAACAGAUGUAGUGCGUGUCUCGGUUGUGGUGCCCCAUAUAAUAGAGAGUACUUUAGAGGAAAGGGGAGGCACGCACUUUUAUUGA